AUGGCACGCGGUAGUGUGGCGGCGCGCGGGGCGCGCGGUAUUGUGACUGCCCGCGGAGUGCGCGGUGUUGUAGCGGCCCGUGGAGCGCGCGGAGUUGUGGCGGGAGGGACGCGAGGCCGUGGACCUGCUACGCGUGGUGGCCGGCAAAAUGCUGACUCGUUUGUUGAAUGUGGCGAAAGCACCGCCUCAUCCCCUAGGGCGGGCCCAUUAGGGAUGGGAACGUCACAGGCUGGCCCAUCAAUGGUGGGUAUUGUAGAUGGCAUUGAUGGGCCACCAUCAAAGCGCCGGCGCCGGCUGAUACCAAGUGCAGCAGCAGCAUCGGCAGCUUUUGUCCGCGGCUAUGCCACGGAUAAUGAGAUUGCGGAUUUCCUCUGCAAUAGCAGUGAAGAUGAGGACGACGAAGACCCGGAAUACGGGGAGGUUGGUCCCCUGCCCGUAUUACUUUCACGGUCGGAGAGAAUGUUUCUUGGAGAGGAAGCAGAUGAAGUCCCACCCACAGGUAUUUAA
This is a messenger RNA of Parnassius apollo (apollo), 507 nucleotides long. The record is from the annotation of a GenBank genome assembly. NCBI's taxonomy places the organism in Eukaryota, Metazoa, Arthropoda, Insecta, Lepidoptera, Papilionidae.